This is a messenger RNA of Acanthochromis polyacanthus (spiny chromis), 2116 nucleotides long. It is a transcript of the gene kcnb1, whose product is annotated as potassium voltage-gated channel, Shab-related subfamily, member 1. Gene Ontology annotation, molecular function: protein binding; delayed rectifier potassium channel activity. Gene Ontology annotation, cellular component: membrane; voltage-gated potassium channel complex. The record is from RefSeq and is a predicted model, not a curated record. Gene Ontology annotation, biological process: protein homooligomerization; potassium ion transmembrane transport. NCBI's taxonomy places the organism in Eukaryota, Metazoa, Chordata, Actinopteri, Pomacentridae.
AACAUUACACCUCGACCUACAGCAGAGUGCUGAGAGUGAUACAGUCAUGCGUCGGGGCGCGGAGCUGAAUGAGUUAAACAGCUGUAGAAGGGAGCGCUGAGCUGAGCUGCCAUGGAUCCACCUUCCCAGAGAUGCAGCGCCUCCUCACACAGAUGACUGAGGAACACAGGUAGUCUGUCCGGGCGGGCUGUCGGCGUACUUGUUGAUCUUCGGGCGAAAUAUAUGGAGCAGCAAAACCGGUGGAUAAGGCAGUAGAUCGUGCUGAAGAUCUCUCUGCCAUGUCGGAGGCAGAGGACGGGGAAAUGGAUUGGGUUAGACCCUGGCAAUAAUAAACCAAUAACGACGCCUCCUGUUCUUUCUUUUUUUUUUAAGUGCUUCAUCUGUGUUUGUGGCAGCGGAUUGAUCGUUCCCAGAGCGGUACGUGCUGAUUUGAUUCUGUGCAGGAUGACAACAACAACAGCAACUCACUACGAUACCAUAAUGAAUGAAAAGAAGAUCUACUGUAAUCCAUAGCCCUGGCUCUUUACAUGCUUCCUCAAGUUAAAGUCAUCAUGGAGAAAUCCCUGGCAGAGUUAAAUAAAGCUGGUUCCCGGUCAACAUCAUCACUGCCACCUGAACCUGUGGACAUCAUUCGCAGCAAGUCGUGUUUCCGCCGGGUCAGGCUGAAUGUCGGGGGUCUCCCACAUGAGGUCUUGUGGCGAACGUUAGACAGGCUACCACGAACACGUUUGGGAAAGUUAAGAGACUGCAACUCCCAUGAAUCUCUGAUGGAAGUGUGCGAUGACUACAACCUUGAGGAGAAUGAGUACUUUUUUGACCGACACCCGGGGGCGUUCACGUCCAUUCUGAACUUUUACCGGACGGGGAAGCUGCACAUGAUGGAGGAAAUGUGCGCCCUGUCGUUCAGUCAAGAACUCGACUACUGGGGCAUCGACGAGAUCUACCUGGAGUCGUGCUGCCAGGCCAGGUACCAUCAGAAAAAGGAGCAAAUGAAUGAGGAGCUCAAACGAGAGGCAGACAAUUUGAAAGACAGAGAGGGAGAAGAAUUUGACAACACUUGCUGUGCUGAAAAACGAAAGAAACUCUGGGACCUCCUGGAGAAGCCCAGCUCAUCUGUUGCAGCAAAGAUCUUGGCCAUCAUCUCCAUCCUCUUCAUCGUGCUAUCCACCAUUGCUCUGUCUCUGAACACCCCAGAGCUGCAGGACACGGAGUUGGUCAGUCGACAGACCACCCACACUGGCCCACGUGAGCGGUUGUUUGCUGGUUCACAUGGAAUACUGUCUCGUUCCUUCCCCCAAUAGUGGAAGUUCUUCAAGGGUCCUCUGAACGUCAUUGACUGCUGGCCAUCCUGCCCCUACUACGUCACCAUCUUCCUGACAGAAUCGAACAAGAGUGUGUUACAGUUUCAGAACGUACGGCGUGUGGUUCAGAUUUUUCGGAUCAUGCGUAUUCUACGUAUUUUGAAGCUGCUCGUCCUCCACAGGUCUUCAGUCUCUGGCUUCACCCUAAGAAGGAGUUACAAUGAGCUGGGUCUGCUCAUUCUUUUCCUGGCCAUGGGUAUCAUGAUCUUCUCCAGUCUGGUAUUCUUUGCUGAGAAGGAUGAGGAGGAUACAAAGUUUAAAAGCAUUCCAGCUUCUUUCUGGUGGGCUACUAUUACUAUGACCACAGUAGGCUAUGGAGACAUCUACCCCAAAACUCUCUUGGGAAAGAUCGUAGGGGGCUUAUGCUGCAUAGCUGGAGUACUUGUAAUUGCCCUACCUAUUCCCAUUAUUGUAAAUAACUUCUCUGAAUUUUACAAGGAGCAGAAGAGGCAAGAAAAAGCACUUAAAAGAAGAGAGGCACUAGAGAGGGCAAAAAGAAACGGUAGCAUUGUCUCAAUGAACUUGAAAGAGGCGUUUGCUCGCAGUGCAGAACUGAUGGAUGUGGUGGUGGAGAAAGAGAGGCCUCAUGACAACCACCUCUCUCCGAGUCGAUGGAAAUGGACCCCUAAGAGAGCUGCAUCAGAGACAAGCUCAAACGUUCGUUCAAUGCCCAGGAGUUAGGCUCUCCCAGCAAGGCCCGAGCCACCAGUCCCAGAGGCUAAACGCCCAGAAGCUAGAGGAGAUGUACAACCAGA